AUGACGGACUACAGCAAGCUGAAGGUGGCCGAGCUCAAGGAGCUGGUCAAAGAACGCGGGAUUGUCGCGCCGGGCCUGAAGUUGAAGCAACAAUUCAUCGAUGCCCUCACCGCGGCCGACGAUGGAACUACUGGGGAGGAGGCUGAGACGGAGCAGGCUCAGGACGAGAUGGUGGUGGACGGUGGAGAAGCGGCAGGAAACGUAGAGACACAGGAGGAGGUCAAGGAAGUGCAGGCAGCGGCAAAGGUUGAAGAAGCAGACACCGCGGCAGUGGAAAACGGCAACGGUACGGCCGUGGAAGAAGUGGACGAUUCCAAGCCUGAAGGUGAUGCGCCAGUAGAUGACAAGGCGGAUGAGCCUAUGAACGACGUGCCAGAAACCGAUCACAAGCAGGAACAGGAACAGGAACCGGAACCAGAGGCAGAAGCAGAUGCUGAAAGCAACAAGCGGAAACGUCGAAGUCCAACGCCGCCAUUGCGCGAGGAGAGUGUCAGCAAGAAGAUCAAGACAGCACAGGACGAGCCUGCAAUGCCCGACACCAGCAGAGACGACAUGGACGUUGAGAAAGAUGAAGGUGCGGAAGACGCACGCACAAAGACGCUCUCUUCUCAACCAACAGAAGACGCAUUCAUGUCAGAUGUGACCUCGACCGCACCUUCGCAGCACUCCGCCACCCGCGCACUCUACGUCAGGAAUCUGGUUCGGCCGCUUCAGCCAAACGUUCUCCGUGAACAUCUGCUCGCAGUCGCCUCGCCGCCAAGCUCAGACAUUGAUGCCUCCACUGUUGAAGAGUUCCACCUCGAUAAGCUGCGGAGUCAUGCCCUGGUCCUGUUCUCCUCCAUUUCCGCCGCCUCUCGCGCCAGAUCGGCCCUGCACGAUCAAGUCUGGCCUCCAGAGCCUAUGCGGAAACCCCUCUUCGCAGACUUUUUCCCAGAUGAAAAGUUCCAAGAAUGGGUCGACUUGGAGACCAGCCGCGAGAGAGACAACCUUAGAUGGGAGGUCACCUAUACUCCUGCCACAACGGAAGACGGCAGCCACACGGUUACCGCUUCUCUACAGGAAGUGUCUGCGACUCGUCAGCCAACACAUAAUCAAAUGCGGAAUGAUGGGCCGACACCAACCGGUCCACGCGCCUCACUCGCGGGCGAAGGCAUGCCAAAUGCUCCGAGCGGACCCAGAACCGCUCCGACACCACAACCUCAAAUCCCAGAACCAACUCAGAGUAAAUCAUUUACGACGCUCGAUGCGAGCUAUAAGUUCUCAGAGACCAAGCCGAAACUUUACUGGCAGCCUGUGGACCCGGAGCUAGUUGCGAAGCGUCUGGAAGAGCUUGAGAGAGGAACUUCUGAAGCUUGGGAUGGCAACAUGGCAACUGGAGAGUUGCGCCGGUAUACAUUCGAAGACGGUGACAAGAUCGUCGACGGAGGCGUAGACUGGGGUAAAUUUGGCGGUGGAGGUCAUCAUGCAGGACCACCCCCACGCCGAGGAGGUGGAAGGGACUUUGGCGGGCGCGGACGCAGAGGUGGCGGUGGUGGCUAUCGCGGUGGAGGUGGAUAUGGCGGUGGAGGCGGCGGAGGUUACCGGGGCGAUACAUACAGAGGGGGAGGUGCCCCUGCAAGGUGGUAG
Molecule: messenger RNA, 1626 nt
Organism: Ramularia collo-cygni
Lineage: Eukaryota; Fungi; Ascomycota; Dothideomycetes; Mycosphaerellales; Mycosphaerellaceae
Exons: 1
Coding region: 1-1626 (541 amino acids)
Molecular function (GO): nucleic acid binding
Source: RefSeq, a predicted model, not a curated record